UUCACUUUCUUCUUCCUUCACGUUCUUCUUCCUUCUCAUUCUCUCUCUCUCUUACAUCAUUCUAGGAUUCUGAGACACACUUUCUUGGAUCGUAGAAUUGCAUCAUUCUGCAACUUGUCUUACUUACUUCUCAUGAUUUUCUGUGCUCUUGUUCUAUACAACAAAGAAUGCGCGAUCCUAGUUCACUCAAGCAACAAUUUCUCAAGAAAUGGAUAUUGGGUCUCCAAGUAUGUGGUUCUGGGAAGCAGAACAUGAGCAUAUUGGAGAGAAAGAAGGCAAUAGAGCUAUCAGCAGACAUUGCCUUAGCUUCUACUAGAGAUGGAAGGACUUGUUGGAGUCGUGCACUCAUUGCCAAUGCUUCAAAACAUGAUGAUAAUAAAGUCCUUGUUCAGCACCUAUUAGCUCCUGAGAGUGAGAGGCUAAAGAACGCGUCAAUUGGAUUGGCCAUGGACAACAAGAGGGUUAGAUGCAAGAAAAUCUUGAAGAGGAGUUGCUGCAUUAAAAGAGUAAGAAAAAGUGAACCGCAAGUUGUUCUUGCUAAAUCUAUUGCUAAAAGGAUGGUAAAUAGAAGAACACAAGUAUUGAAGAGUCUUGUACCUGGAGGGGAAUUUAUGGAUGAUAUCUCUCUGAUUGAAGAAACCCUAGACUACAUAGAAUCACUUCGAGCUCAGGUUGAUGUCAUGAGAACUCUUGCUAAGGCUACUGAGCUAGUCAAUGGUAAAUAGGAACAUCGAUGGAAAAUUAAGUAGCUACUUUCUAUGAAUUCUAGAUCUUCUAUUUCUUAUUUGUUCUUCUUCUUCUUCUUUUUUUCCUUGCAAGACUAGAUAUAAUAAAAAAAAAAAUCAGGACGUGCUAAUAGGUAGCAAGGCACGUACAGAUGAACCAUAUUUAUUAAAUCAAUCAAAACUUUUGUUUCCCUCGCC
This is a messenger RNA of Populus nigra (black poplar), 923 nucleotides long. Its product is annotated as transcription factor IBH1-like 1. NCBI's taxonomy places the organism in Eukaryota, Viridiplantae, Streptophyta, Magnoliopsida, Malpighiales, Salicaceae. The record is from RefSeq and is a predicted model, not a curated record. Bases 168 to 725 code for a protein of 185 amino acids. The transcript is spliced from 2 exons. Gene Ontology annotation, biological process: regulation of DNA-templated transcription.